CGUAUUUCUGGAUAUUUUUCUUGACUUCGAAGGAGGUGAAGCAGAACCUUUCUCCUGUACGCGCGCGACAGCGGACACGACGGAGAGGCGCACGCGGGCGCCCGCGAGGGCUUCUGGGAGCUGUCAGUUCUCCCGUCGGCGCUUUGUGUGUGGAGCGACCGGGCUCGUCGCCGCAGUCGGGGGUCCGCGCGCUUCUGGCGCUUUUUUUUUCCGGCAGGACAGCGGGCGGGAAACGCGUGGGGCGACGAGCUCCGUCGGAACACGUCGUCCUCGUCGUCGUGGUUCGUCGUGUUGUUUGCUGUUCGUCGCUUUCCUCCUCCUCCUCAGCGGGGCCCGUCGUUUCCUGGAGCGACAGCGCUGACAGGACCCCCACACGCACCGGGCUCUCCGGUGUCCCUAACAGGACUGAGCGAAACCCGUUCGCUUCAGAACUUACUGUGGUCCAUGGUGCAGUGGCAACGGUGGCAUGUGAGCUGACACUGAGCUGUAGUGGUACCACACAGGAGGAUGAAUGCAGAGGAGCUGGAGCUGCUCAGUGACUCAAAGUACCGCAACUAUGUAGCUGCUGUAGACAAGGCCCUGAAGAAUUUUGAGUACUCCAGUGAAUGGGCAGAUCUUAUCUCAGCACUGGGCAAACUGAACAAGGUGUUGCAAAACAAUGCCAAGUACCAGGUUGUGCCCAAAAAGCUUACAAUUGGAAAGCGUUUGGCCCAGUGCCUUCACCCUGCCCUUCCCAGUGGCGUCCACCGCAAGGCCCUCGAGACCUAUGAGAUCAUCUUCAAGAUAAUUGGACCCAAGCGACUUGCCAAGGAUCUUUUCUUGUACAGCUCCGGCCUCUUUCCCCUGCUCUCCAAUGCUGCUAUGUCCGUCAAGCCUGCUCUGCUUAGCCUGUACGAAACCUACUACCUGCCUCUGGGGAAGACGCUGAAGCCUGGUCUGCAAGGGUUGCUCACUGGGGUCCUCCCUGGUCUAGAAGAGGGCUCCGAGUACUAUGACAGAACCAACACACUGUUGGAGAAAGUGGCAGCAGCUGUGGAGCAGUGUGCCUUCUACAGUGCCCUGUGGGGCAGCAUUCUGACCAGCCCAGCGGUGCGACUCCCUGGCAUUACCUUUGUCUUGCUCCACCUCAAUCGCAAGCUUUCCAUGGAGGAUCAGCUUUAUGUCAUGGGAAAUGACAUCGAACUCAUGGUGGAAGCUGUUAGCACGUCAGUGCAGGACUCCAGUGUUUUGGUCCAGAGGAGUACCCUGGACCUCAUUCUCUUCUGUUUCCCAUUCCAUAUGAGUCAGGCAACUCGUCCAGACAUGAUCCGGAUUCUGUCGGCAGCGUUGCAUGUGGUUCUUCGAAGAGACAUGUCACUGAACCGCAGACUGUAUGCCUGGGUGCUCGGUUUUGAUAACAAUGGGGUGAUAACAGGACCUCGCAACACCCGGCUCAGCAGUCCCGAGGAGCAUGCUACAGACUACUUUAACACUUUCUCUAAGGACAUGCUAGUGCAGGCAAUGGUGGGAAUCCUGCAAGGGAAGGCCCGAGGUGGGGAGGAGGAGAGUGUCCUGAUGCAUGACUUGAAACCCUUUCGGAUCCUCAUCAGCCUACUGGACAAGCCAGAGCUGGGUCCUGCCAUUUUAGAAGAUGUUUUGAUUGAGGUAUUCCGGACCCUACACACACAGUGUCGAACUGAGCUAGACCUACAAAACCAGAGUGCAUUCAGCAAGGACCACACACAGCUUAGCAGCAAACUACGCGAGAACAAGAAGACAGCUGAGUUGAUAAAAACGGCCAAUCUCCUCUUCAACUCAUUUGAGCCGUACUACAUGUGGGACUAUAUGGCACGCUGGUUUGAGGACUGCUGCAGGCGAACACACAGAUCCCAGACUGGGCAUGCUGGGAGCUCAGAGGUUUCAGAUCCUUCACUGCUGGAGUUCUGUCAGCUGGUGGAUUUCCUGUUGGACAUUGUGUCUCUGCCAACUAGAAGCAUGCGCGUGAUCUGCCAGGAGACAUACAUUGAGAUCCAGACAGAGCACCUCCCCCAGCUGCUGCUGCGCAUGGUGUCAGCUCUCACAUCUAACCUGGAGGCACUUGACCUGGGCGAGCUCACCCACUGCCUGCGCCUCUGCUCCAAAAUCCUCAGCAAGGUGCAGCCCCCUCUGGUGUCCCCGCUAGCCACCACCCCGGGACCCUCGACCUCAACUGGUCAUAAGGAAGAGAAGCGGGCCUUGCCAGCAUCUGCUGAGUUCCCUGUAGUCAAGGCAUCGGAGGAGGAGAGCGCCUCCAGCAGCCGGUCCUCGGAGACGGGCUUCACAGAAUUUAUCCAGUACCAGGCAGAGCAGUCGGAGUCUCCUGGCUCGGAGACAGCAGGUUCCCCCAGGGUAGUCCCCAGCAGGCUGUGCCAUCCUGGACCUGGCCCGGUUCAGAGCAAGCCCCAGGACAAGCCAGUAAUGCAGGGCUGUCUGGAGGUCUUCCAGCACUUCCUCACUCGCCUUGUGAAGCUGUACGUGAUACCCAGCCUGAGGACUGAGCGGUCAGGCAAGGUGGACAAUGACCAGGAAGGGACGCAGCCAAGUGGGCAGCCUAGCACCUGCGGAGCUCAGCAUACACUCGCUGCUUUCACAGCUACUUGCCAGCUCUUCCUGGAGUGCUCCAGCUUUCCUGUGUACAUUGCCGAGGGCAACGUGAAGUCAUCGCCCACCAGGGAGGAACAAGCAAGCAGUGACCACGUGCAGCCAGCUGUCUGGCUGCAAACCCUAAUGGAUGCCUGCUGCUUGGCCGGAGACUUUAGCAUUCAGGCCGUGGCUGUUUCCCUACUCAUGGACUUGGUGGGCCUUACACAGUCUGUUGCCAUGGUGACUGCGGAGAGCGUGGGCAGCCCAGACUCAGCCCAGCCCAUGAGCCCCAGCCAAGGCCGAGUGGCUGUGGUGAUCAGACCGCCGCUUACCCAGGGCAUCUUGAAGUUCAUUGCAGAGAAGACGGACUUCUUCAAGCAAGUGGCCCUGAUCCUGUGGGAGCAGCUGGGAGAGGGCACCCCCCAGCACCAUCAGCGGAGCGUAGAGCUUUUCUAUCAGCUGCAUAACCUUGUACCUUCCUCCAGCACCUGUGAAGAUGUCAUCAGUCAGCAGCUCACACACAGGGAUAAGAAAGUCCGCCUAGAAGCCCAUGUGAAGUUCUCAGUACUUUGGCACCUGACAAGAGACCUGAACAUGACCAAAUCUUCCCCUUUCAACCGCACCUUCGACAGAUCACUUUUCAUCAUGUUGGACAGUCUCAGUUACUGGGACGGAUCCACAAGCGCUGUGGGCCGGGCCUGGCUGAAUCAGGUUCUCCAAAGACACGACAUUGCUCGAGUUCUGGAACCGCUGCUGUUGCUCCUGCUGCAUCCCAAGACUCAUCGGGUGUCCAUCCAGCGUGUACAGGCCCAACUUCACUGGACCCGUGCUUUUCCAGAACUUCAUGAACCUAACUCAUCUGAAGCUGGGUACAUGAAGGAUGUGUCCACUGACGCUUUCAGCCAGCUGCCAGCAGAGGGCUUGGGGGCAGGGACAGGACCAGGGCAUGACGGAGACCUUCCACUCGAUGACAUGGAGCCUUUCAGCGUGACAGUGAACCCACUUAGCGACAGUCUGUCCCUCCUCAGUCUUAGCAGUGAGAACCUGCAGCUCAACUCAGACUUCCACUUGCCUGACCGUCAGGGGGAGCCGCAGAGCUCUGAGUCGGCUGCUUCCCAUUCCUCCACCGAUAACGGUAGUUUUGAAGAUCCGGAUACUCCUGGUCCCACAGAUGCACUUGGUUGUGACCGGGACCUGUCUGUCCACAAGAUGGCUAUGCACCUUGAGGAGCCUGUGGAGGAGGUAGUGGCAGCAGUACUGGCUGAAGUCUUGGACAGAGUAGUCAAGAUGGCCGAGGAAAGUGGGAUCAGCCCAGUGGUGGCAGUGGCUUGGCCACAGGCUGACUCUGACAGCUCCAACUCCUCAGAGUCGUCUUCCACCAUACCCUGCGAUCAGGACCCCCCGCACUCCGUCAGUGUGCCGACCCACGAAGUAGAAGCGAGCGGAACGCCUGAGUUCCUCUCCGUCACCUCUGACACAGGAGAUGAGGAGCCAAGCGAGAGCAUCACUCGCCACAGUUCAUCCCCUUCAAUUGUCACUCUGCCUGACACUGCAGUUGAUCCAGGUAUGCCGCCAGGCCCUCUGGUACGUCGGCGAAGCCACAGCAGCACCCAGAUCAGUCUAAAGGGCAAGAUCAUGGAGCGGCUAGCAGAACGCUCGCCAGGGGCCAAGCCCAAAGUCAAGAAGAGCAAGAAGAAGGAGGAGCGGCAGAGACAGACACCCGUGGAGCGAAGCAAGCAGUCGGGCAUUUUCUUUGGGGACAGUCUGGACCUGGAGAACUGGUACAGUUGCGGUGAGGGUGAGGUGUCCGAGAUCGAGAGCGACGCGGGGUCACCUGGUGAGAGGUGUGCAGCAUCGCCCCCGCGUGUCAACGUGCACCCGCUGUACCAACACGUGCUGCUCUACUUGCAGCUGUACGACUCAUCACGCACUCUGCACGCGCUCUCCUGCAUAGCGGCCAUGUUGCAGGCUACACCCACCUCCUUCGUCGGUGCCAUCUCCACCACGAGCAUUAACAACACAUACACACCCCAGCUGUCACUGCUGCAGAACCUGCUGGCACGGCACCGCAUCUCCGUCAUGGGCAAGGACUUCUACUGCCCCAUUCCCCAGGACUCGCACUCGCACUCCUUCCGCAGCGCCAUGUUCAUCGAGAUCAUUAUUUCACUCUGCCUGUACUUCUUGCGCAGCUACUACUGCGUGCAUGUUGUGGCCACGCCCCAGGAUCUGGCUGGCAAUCGCAGCAUGCAGCUCACCAGCAUCGAGGUGCUGACCGUGCUCUUCAGUGAGCUCUCCAAAGUGACCGAAGCAUCGGCCAAGGGCUUCGCCAGCUUCAUCUGUGAUGUGCUGUCCAAGUGCAAGGUGCAGAAGGUGGUGCUGCACUGCCUACUUUCGUCCAUCUUUAGCGCCCAGAAGUGGCACCAGCAGCGGGUGGGCAGGGCCAACGUGUCCGCCGUGGAGGAGGGUCUUUCCGAGGACAGCGUCAUUAACCUGUCCGAGGACCACAUGGAUAACUGCAGUGGGUUGCAGUCGCAGCUGCUGCGCCUUCUGCAGAGUCUUGUGGUGCUGGAGCACCGCGUCCUGGUCCCUGCUGAGGAGGGGGGUGAUGCGCCGAUUGGGUCUGGCCCGGGAGCAGGGUUUGAGCUCCUCGGGGAGGUGGACCACGUGAAUCCACAGCAGCCCAUGACAUCCCUUCAGUACCUGCAUGGGCAGCCAAUCACAGCACAGGGCAUGUUUCUGUGCGCGGUCAUCCGAGCACUGCACCAGCACUACACAUGCAAGAUGCACCCACAGUGGAUCAGCCUCAUCACGGCCACGCUGCCCUACAUGGGCCGGGUGCUGCGACGUGUUGUGGCCUCCGUAACCCUGCAGCUCUGCAGAAACCUGGACAACCUGGUCCAGCAGUAUCGCUACGAGACAGGCCUCUCCAACACCAGGCCGCAGUGGAUGGCACUGUGCAUCCCUCCUGACCUGAUCCUGACAAUGCUGGAGGGAGUGACCACCAUCAUCCACUACUGUCUCCUGGACCCCUCAUCCCAAUACCACCAGCUGCAGGUGGGUGUCGAUCAGAAGCACUUGGCUGAGGCCCGCUCAGGCAUCCUUUCCAUCCUGCACACCAUCAUGUCCUCCGUGACACUGUUGUGGAGCGUGCUAUACCUCGUGGACAGCUCAGAGCGGCCGGCUGCAGCCUCUGCCUCCUCCUCGUCCAACAUUAACCUGGGCUCCACUAAGAAUCUUCGUCAGCAGAUCCUCGAGCUCCUGGGCCCCAUUUCCAUGAACCACGGGCCACACUUCAUGGCAGCCAUAGCCUACGUCUGGAACGAGAGAAAAGCUGGAAAAAACCCUGUCCGAAACAAGGUGAUCCCCACCCCCAGCGAGGAGCAGCUUCUACUGGUGGAGCUGGUUAGGUCGGUGAGCGCCAUGCGCACUGAGACGGUCAUGCAGACUGUCAAGGAGGUUCUUAAACAGCCACCAGCUAUUGCCAAAGAGAAGAAGCAUCUGUCACUGGAGGUCUGUAUGCUGCAGUUUUUCUACGCCUAUGUGCAGAGGAUCCCCGUGUCCAGCCUGGUAGAUAGCUGGCCCUCACUUUUGGCCCUCCUGAAGGAGUCCAUCCAACUGGGACUGCCGUCCCCAGGACAGUUCCUCAUCCUGGGAGUUUUGAAUGAGUUCAUCUUGAAGAACCCAAACCUGGAGAACAAGAAGGACCAGCGUGAGCUUCAGGACGUAACCCACAAAAUUGUCGAGGCUGUGGGUACCAUCGCCGGCUCCUCUCUUGAGCAGACCACUUGGCUGCGGAGGAACCUGGAGGUGAAGGCCUCCCCUCAGAUUGUGGUUGACGGUGCCAGCCUGGAGGCUGACGUGGAGGAUCUGAUGUUGACUGUAAUGGAUGCCUCCAGCUUCACUCCAUCUGUGUACAGUGUCCAUGCUCUCACUCUGCUAGCUGAGGUUCUGGCCCAUCUUCUAGAUAUGGUUUUCUAUAGUGAUGAAAAGGAGCGAGUGAUCCCUCUGCUGGUCAACAUCAUGCACUACGUUGUGCCCUACCUUCGCAACCACAGUGCCCACAACGCCCCCAGCUACAGAGCCUGCAUCCAGCUGCUGAGCAGCCUCAGUGGGUACCAGUACACGCGGCGUGCGUGGAAGAAAGAGGCGUUUGACCUCUUCAUGGACCACACCUUCUUUCAGAUGGACUCGUCCUGCAUAAGCCACUGGAGGGCCAUCAUUGACCACCUGAUGACUCAUGACAAAACCACAUUUCGAGACCUCAUGACACGUGUUGCUGUGGCCCAGAGCAGCUCUCUGAACCUGUUCUCGAACCGCGAUGCGGAGCUGGAGCAGAGAGCUAUGCUGCUCAAACGCCUGGCCUUCACAAUCUACAGCAGUGAAGUGGACCAGUACCAGAAGUACCUGCCUGACAUUCAGGAGCGUUUGGUGGAGAGCCUUCGUCUGCCCCAGGUGCCCAUACUUCACGCCCAGGUGUUCCUCUUUUUUCGAGUACUGCUCCUACGCAUGUCACCUCAGCACCUGACCUCCCUGUGGCCCACCAUGAUCACCGAGCUGGUGCAAGUGUUCCUACUAAUGGAGCAGGAGCUCACAGCAGAUGAAGAUAUCUCCAGGACUUCCGCUCCAUCGGUAGCUGGGCUGGAGACCACCUACUCUGGAGGGAAUGGAUUCUCCACUUCCUACAACAGCCAGCGGUGGCUCAACCUCUACCUGUCUGCCUGCAAGUUGCUAGACCUGGCUCUGGCACUGCCGCCAGAGAGCCUGCCCCAGUUCCAAAUGUAUCGCUGGGCAUUCAUUCCUGAGGCCUCUGACGACUCUGGCUUAGAGGGGAGGAGGCAGGGGACCCACCAAAGGGAAUUCAAGCCCUACGUUGUACGACUGGCCAAACUGCUGAGAAAACGGGUCAAGAAGAACCCAGAGGACGACUGUUCUGGUCGGACCUUAACGUGGGAGCCAGGUCACCUCCUCCUGACACUCUACGUAAUCCGCAGCAUGGAGCAGCUACUGCCUUUCUUCAACAUGCUCAGCCAGGUGUUCAGCAGCAAGGUGAGCAGCCGUUCAGGCCCCGUCCACAGCCCUGCCUUCAGCCCCGCCUUCCAGGUCAAAGAUGGCAAACUGGAGAGCCAGAAAGCGUUCUGGAGCCGAGCCCGUCAGAACAUAGAGGAGAUGGUGGAAAAGGACUUCCUGGAAGGCCUCAUUAAGACAUGA
Messenger RNA from Scleropages formosus (Asian bonytongue), 7809 nucleotides. RefSeq names its product DOP1 leucine zipper like protein A (gene dop1a). The transcript has 38 exons. Gene Ontology annotation, cellular component: endosome; trans-Golgi network. Gene Ontology annotation, biological process: Golgi to endosome transport. The coding region runs from base 508 to 7809 and encodes 2433 amino acids. NCBI's taxonomy places the organism in Eukaryota, Metazoa, Chordata, Actinopteri, Osteoglossiformes, Osteoglossidae. The record is from RefSeq and is a predicted model, not a curated record.